Halichondria panicea is the source of this 989-nucleotide messenger RNA. RefSeq names its product proline-rich transmembrane protein 1-like. The coding region runs from base 448 to 855 and encodes 135 amino acids. Gene Ontology annotation, cellular component: membrane. The record is from RefSeq and is a predicted model, not a curated record. The transcript is spliced from 5 exons. Lineage: Eukaryota; Metazoa; Porifera; Demospongiae; Suberitida; Halichondriidae.
UUUUGUUUCUAUAUAGAAUACAAUGUGUAUUGUGGUACAAAUGAUUUGUCACACACAUUGUCUUUAGUUUGGGAGGCCCAAACCCCUGCAUGUCUAUACUUGUCAUGCCUGUCAUUGUGACAGUGUCUCUACAUUAUAUAUACAUAAAAGGCACAUAGAAGGGAAGAUUGAAGGUUCUGUUAAAGAUAAUUAUGUCUGAGAAGCAAGUUAAACUAUUUUCAAAGAAGGUAAUGUCCAUGUUUGCCAUAGCUACAUCUACAUAAUUAUGUAGAUCUGAAGCUAGAUUAGAGUAUUGUUAUGCUCUACUCUUACGCAGAGGAGGCUGAAGGACCUUCUCCUGUGUACGCACAGCAACCUGUCGUCUACGUAACCCAGCAGGCUUGAUCUCUCUGCUAUUAUAAAGGUGCCAGCAGCCACAUAGAAGGAAGAUUGAAAGUUCUGCUAAAGAUGUCUGAGAAGCAAGUUGAAUCAGUACCAGAGGAGGCUGGAGGACCUCCUCCUGUAUACACAGUGACACAGCAGCCUGUCGUCUACGCACAGCAGCCUGUUGUCUACGUAACCCAGGCCCAGCAGGCUGUUGCUUCCCCAGGUGGUGUUCCUCCAAAAGACUACUUGAUGAUGUCCAUAGUGACUCUCUUGUUCUGUUGCUGGCCUAUUGGCAUCAUUGCUCUGCUCAAAUCCAUUGAGGUGAGGGAUGCCGUUGCCCGGGGAGACUACGCUGCAGCUCAGACCGCCUCCAAGAGUGCUUAUAAGCUCAACAGAUUGGCUAUCAUUGUUGGAAUAGUCCUGAUUGUCUUUGUUGUCCUGAGUCAGGUCUCGUGGGCGAUCCCACUGGCCAUAAUAACGAGCAACUAGUGAAGCAGAUUGCGAGUAUUACUAUCAUGGACUAUAUUAUGUAAUCAACUUUUUACGUCAAGCUAAACUUUUUCGUGUUUACAUAAAGAUCGUCUUAGUUCCAAAUUAAUUCAAUCAAAUUACUCAAACUCAAA